This is a messenger RNA of Menidia menidia (Atlantic silverside), 2399 nucleotides long. Lineage: Eukaryota; Metazoa; Chordata; Actinopteri; Atheriniformes; Atherinopsidae. The record is from the annotation of a GenBank genome assembly.
CGGUGCAUACGUCAUAGUAUGUCUUCCAGGAAACUCCGUCGGUGUGAGAAUCGUAGUAGAGCGGAAUCUGGCUUAAUUUCCGACACUGUCCCUCUUUUUGUGCCGCGAUGCCUUCCGUCAAAAGCUUCGCGAUGACAUACGACGCGCUGAACGAGCUCGAUACGUUUUCAGAGGGAGACCGAAUAACGGGAGCCGUCACCCUGACCUUAUCAAAGCAAACCAAAGUUAACCAACUGUUCGUUAAGGCCAAGGGAGACGCCAACGUGCACUGGACGAGGAGAAACGGCGACAACACGCGCACAUACUCUGACCACCAGAGAUUAUUUAAACUGAAGCAGUUUUUACUCCCGGAGAGCCCGGAUGAAAUCACUUUACCGGCAGGGACCCAUGUCUAUCAUUUCAGCUUCACGAUACCAACUGGAAGUAUGCCCUCAUCCUUCAGAGGAACUCAUGGAAAAAUUGUCUACCAGCUGGAAGCCAAGCUGUGCAGGAGUUGGAGGAUGGACUCCACAGUGGAGAAGGAGAUCAAAUUUGUUUCCAAGUCUUAUCCAGAUCUUCAAAUGCUGAUGUCUCAACAAGUUGGUUCAACAGACAAAGAGCUCGGAGUCUUCUCAAAAGGAAAUGUACACAUGGAUGUCAUCCUUCAAAAGUCUGUUUUGGCUGCAGGUGAGACAGUGGAGGUUAAUGCACAAAUCAACAAUUCUUCUUCCAGUGAGAUGACUCCCAAAUUCAGUGUGAAGCAAGACAUCUUGUUCCGGGCCAGAGGAGAUACCAAAGAAGAGAGCAACGUCAUCUUCAAAGUGGCUGGGAAGUCCGUUAAAGCUCGUUCUCAAGAAACGGUCAAGUGUUUAGUGAUGAUUCCCCCUGAACAGAUCCCAACAAUCCAGAAUUGUCAGAUCAUCUCAGUGGAAUACCGUUUAAAGGUGUCUCUGGACAUAAGCUUUAGCUUCGAUCCCGAGGUUGUCUUCCCUGUGAUCAUUAUACCUGGUGGCAGCGCUCCAGGCUCUCAGAAUUGCAGGGCUGUGGGUCCCCAUGAGGUUGGAGCUUUUGGUGGUCCAAGCAAUAGUGAUUUCCCCCCCGCCGUGCCGAUAGGCCUGUACCCUGCAUCUCCUCAUCCAGGAGGAUAUGGAUACCCACAAGCCCCGAUGUAUGCGACUCCCCCGCCCGCAUACCCACAUCAGCCACCGCACAUGACCGUGGGCUACAGCAACCCAGUUCCACAGCUGCCUUCUCCAUACAGCUCCCCUUCUCCAUACAGCUCCCCGUUUUCAUCUUCAUCCUCCUCCUCAAUGCUUCACCCUCCACCUCCUACCCUUCCAUUUAAUCCACCCCCAUCAGCUCCACCUUUCAGCCCCCCUUCCUUUCAGUCUCCAACAGCUCCCAACUACAGCAUGCGGCCCAGUGCACCAGUGAUGGAUGCAGACUUUCUGUCUCAAACAGACGAAGCUCCACCGGCGUAUUCGUUGCUUUUCCCAUCUUCACCCCUUGAAAACAAUCAGAUGUCAGGGUUGAAGAUUCAGAACAAGCUUCUGGGUAAAUGCCUGCUGGUGCAAGACGGAACUGCAGGAGGUCGAGUGUCACUGGGAGAGUGCAGCCCAUACUCGCCAUCCCAGGAGUGGCGCUGGCUGCCAGAGGGCGGCGCUCUCAGCAGCCUGCACACUGGAGAGUGUCUAACCGCACCCAGAGGGGAGUAUGAGGGUGUCCAUCUGCAGCCCUGCCUCUCUCCAGAUGCAGUUUUUGGGGCAGGUACAGGAAGAAAAGCCAGCAGCCAGGCAUGGACCUGCUCAAAGAAAGGCCAUCUUACUCUAACGGGGACAGGGUUACACCUCAGUGCUGCGCAAGAGUCCACUUUGGUCUUCCUGUCCAGGGACCAUAAGCAGGGCAGUAGAUGGAGAACACUUGAUAACCAGACCCUGUGCACUGGAAGGGACCACAAACAUGACCAAAACCAACCUCCCCACCAACUGGAGGAACUGGAAACAGAAGUUUCUCUAAGUAAAAUUGGCACUGGUGGCACAGAACCGUAUCCCGCCACAGACCUCACUGACCAGUACCUGAGCACCAAAUCCCCCGCAGAUCCAACCAUGAUUUUUUUCAGUAUGGACUAUGGGAUGGGCUGGAAGAUAACAAUGUUGGUGCUGAGCUCUUUGGCCCUGGUCCUGGGGACUGUGAUCCUUAUCCUCAAUGUGUACUCAAACAGGAGGAAGAAAGUGGUCUGUGUUUUGAAGUCCUACAGUCCAAGGGCGGACAAGAAUGCUCCUGGAUCGCCGGUGCUCAGUGAGCGAGCCCCGCUCACAGAACAUGCCAUGCGCUUCCCACACUCCUCCCCCACUUUACAGCGAGGAGAGAUCCUCAUUGAGUGGAAAGAUGGCACUGUUACUCCACUGUACGAAGCCUGA